ACACCAGCCCUCAGUCACUGGGAGAAGAACCUCUCAUACCCUCGGGGAAUAAAAGCUUCAUUCCUGAGUCAGUGAGAGCUUCAAUGAAGCCCAGAUGUCGUUCGUGCUGAAAGAACCAGAACAACUCUCUGCUCCCUGCCAAGCACGAAGCGGUUGUGACCCCAGGAAACCACAGUGACUUUGGCUCUGGUUCAGCUGACAUGCUCAAGUCUAGCCACAAAUUACCAGAAAGCAGCUGAGGAAAGUCUAGAAUUUCUCCUGGGGGCAGAGGCGGUCCAGGAGUCUGGCUCCAGGGUGAACCCCUUCUUCCCAGAGCAGCACGGGACCCUUCGGAGGCUCGACUCCACCAGCCCUGCCGCUGCCUUCCCCCUGCCUUUCCCGCCCUCUCUUCGCAUUGGGUUUUGCCUUCAAAAUAGCAGACUCCAAGCCACCUGAAGUGCUGCAGAACAGCAUUUUUGACAGCUUCAAGUCGCCUUGUGGCUUGUCUCAGCUGCUGCUGUGCUUUAGAAACAAAAUUCCAGGCUCUCCAUGUUUCUGUGUGUGGAAAACACCGGAGAGAGUUUGGGGAGGGAGACAAAAGGGCUCAUUGAAAACCCAGACAGGCUUGAACCGUGCUCCAGUCCCCAGCUCACUCGGCCACACACACCAUGUGUGAAGAGGAGACCACCGCGCUUGUGUGUGACAACGGCUCUGGCCUGUGCAAGGCAGGCUUCGCAGGAGAUGAUGCCCCCCGGGCCGUCUUCCCCUCCAUCGUGGGCCGCCCUCGUCACCAGGGUGUGAUGGUGGGAAUGGGCCAGAAAGACAGCUAUGUGGGGGAUGAGGCUCAGAGCAAGCGAGGGAUCCUAACUCUCAAAUACCCCAUUGAACAUGGCAUCAUCACCAACUGGGAUGACAUGGAGAAGAUCUGGCACCACUCCUUCUACAAUGAGCUGCGUGUAGCACCUGAAGAGCACCCCACCCUGCUCACAGAGGCUCCCCUAAAUCCCAAGGCCAACAGGGAGAAGAUGACCCAGAUCAUGUUUGAAACCUUCAAUGUCCCUGCCAUGUACGUCGCCAUUCAAGCUGUGCUCUCCCUCUAUGCCUCCGGCCGCACGACAGGCAUCGUCCUGGAUUCAGGUGAUGGUGUCACCCACAAUGUCCCCAUCUAUGAAGGCUAUGCCCUGCCCCAUGCCAUCAUGCGCCUGGACCUGGCUGGCCGUGACCUCACGGACUACCUCAUGAAGAUCCUAACAGAGAGAGGCUAUUCCUUUGUGACCACAGCUGAGAGAGAAAUUGUGCGAGACAUCAAGGAGAAGCUGUGCUAUGUGGCCCUGGAUUUUGAGAAUGAGAUGGCCACAGCAGCUUCCUCUUCCUCCCUGGAGAAGAGCUAUGAGCUGCCAGAUGGGCAGGUUAUUACCAUUGGCAAUGAGCGCUUCCGCUGCCCUGAGACCCUCUUCCAGCCUUCCUUUAUUGGCAUGGAGUCCGCUGGAAUUCAUGAGACAACCUACAAUUCCAUCAUGAAGUGUGACAUUGACAUCCGUAAGGACUUAUAUGCCAACAAUGUCCUCUCUGGGGGCACCACCAUGUACCCUGGCAUUGCUGACAGGAUGCAGAAGGAGAUCACAGCCCUGGCCCCCAGCACCAUGAAGAUCAAGAUUAUUGCUCCCCCAGAGCGGAAGUACUCAGUCUGGAUCGGGGGCUCUAUCCUGGCCUCUCUCUCCACCUUCCAGCAGAUGUGGAUCAGCAAGCCCGAGUAUGAUGAGGCAGGGCCCUCCAUUGUCCACAGGAAGUGCUUCUAAAGUCAGAACAGUUUCUCCAAGAAUCCCCUCGAGACUACUCUGUUACCAGUCAUGAAACAUUAAAACCUACAAGCCUUA
Messenger RNA from Nomascus leucogenys (northern white-cheeked gibbon), 1856 nucleotides. RefSeq names its product actin gamma 2, smooth muscle (gene ACTG2). The coding region runs from base 648 to 1778 and encodes 376 amino acids. The record is from RefSeq and is a predicted model, not a curated record. Lineage: Eukaryota; Metazoa; Chordata; Mammalia; Primates; Hylobatidae. Gene Ontology annotation, cellular component: cytoplasm. The transcript has 10 exons. Gene Ontology annotation, biological process: vascular associated smooth muscle contraction.